AUGCUUAUUUAUUCUUUGGAAAUAGCUAGUAAUUCUUUGGAUACUAAAGACAUAGGAAAAUGUUUGUGGGAAUACGUUGCUACAAUGGCCCUUAUUUCGGCGACUGAAGUAAGCGAAAUUCUCAUAGGAAACGAAUUUUAUUGUUUAUUGGUGAUCCUUACAACAAUUUGUAUUACACAAAUGGAAGUGUUUGAAUAUGAGCUGCCCAACCUGUCGGAUGCCAAUCUCUCCUACGAGGAUUUGCUUGUGCGCGAGGCCAAAUCCUACUUAGGUUGGACAUUGGGGUGGGAAAAUGUGGGGUGUCUAGAAGAGGACAUCGAUAUUCUGGAGGAAGAACCUCUGGGCGAUACCAACUGGAAAAUAUCUAUAAAUGGAUUAAGAAAUGCGGAAAAACAAGACAUUGUUAAACGUUUAACAUACUGCUCCACCUGGGAAGAGUCUUUUAUUUGGUUAAAAGGUUGCUCUGAUCCGUACUUUGCUUACUGCACAUUGUGUAAUACGAAAUUUAGGAUAGAUGGUCAAGGAGUAUCACAAGUAAAGUCCCACCAAAAGGGGCAAAAACAUGAAAAUUUUGAAAAAAUGCGAUCUGGAAACAGCCGCCAAUCGACUUUUAAAGUUAACUCAAGCAAUCAGCAAGUGGAAUUAUCAAGUGGUAACUUUGUUUUAACAGACGCCAAACAAAUUUUAAAAGCGGAAAUUAUUUGGUGUCUAAAGGUGUGCAAAAAUAAUUCUUCAUUUGCAAGUAAUAAUGAAAAUAAUGUAAUUUUUCAACUGAUGUUUCCCGACUCGAAUAUCGCAAAAAACUAUAACAUGUCGGAGACAAAAUGCAAGUAUGUCAUAGAGUUCGAAAUUGCCAAAUUUGUAAAAGAAAUGUUAAUUAAGGAUGUAAAAAAUUCUCCUUAUACUUUUAAAUUUGAUGAAACAACGACGUCCCAAGUUAAGAAACAAUUUGACGGGUAUGUGCAAUAUUUUUCGACCAGGCAUCAAAAAGACCUACAUUUUUUUUUUAAAUUAAGUAGCUCGCGUAGAGAGGAUUACAAGUUUGCCACUUUGCAUUCUGAAAUAGAAUCACAAUUUAUGCUGAAACACGUAAAUACAAGAUGGCUAAGCCUAAAAAAGGUUCUAAGCCGAAUUAUAGAACAAUUUGCUAAUCUAAAAGAAUAUUUUCUAAAAUUUAUUCCUGAUCAAAAAAAUUUUGCACGAGAAGUGGGCUCUACAGAUCGCUACAAAAGAAUUAAACUGAAAUUAACAGAUCAAAAAACUGAAGCCUACUUAAGUUUUGCGAUUUAUAUAGGCGAUUUAAUGGAAGCAUUUGAACAAAAAUUUCAAGGAGAAGAACCUCUGGUCUAUGCUCUUCAUACAAGUAUUAAUGAAUUAUUUUUGAAAAUUAUGGAUAAAUUUGUUAAAAAGGAAAAAUUAGAUAAUUCCACUUUAGGACAGGUCAAUGUAGAAAAUUCCAAUAAUCAAAAGUCCGCAUUUGAUAUUGAUCUAGAUUUUAGAACAAAACAAUUUCUAGCAAAGAUGGAAGGCAAUUACUUAAGUUCUAUUAAGAUUUUAAGAAUCGAGUUUAAACUUUGUCUUGUAAAAAUUGCAAAAUAUUUACAGGAGAAACUACCCUGGGAGUCAAAAACGUUGAAGCAACUUACUCACUUACAUCCUAAGUUUAAAUUAGAAAAAGAAUCUGUCGCCUCUAUUGAAGCCUUAGCAAAAUUGUUAACUGAAGUUUUACCAAAUUUCCAUUCUGUUUUUGGACUACCAAACCGCGAUGUUUAUAAAUUUAUAGAGCAAGUAAAAAUGGAAUUCAGAGCUUUUCAACACGACACAACUGAAUAUAAUCACUCACGACUAGAUGUGUUUUGGAAUGAAAUGAAACAAAAGAAGGACCUGGUUGGAGCAAAUAAGUAUUUUUUACUGAGCAGUGUAGCGCUUACAUUUUUAAGUCUUAGCCACAGCAAUGCAACCGCUGAACGUGGGUUUAGCUUUAACAAAUUUAUUCUUGAAAAUAAAUUAUCUUUAAAAGAAAACACUGAGACAGUGUAUAUCUGA
Messenger RNA from Brassicogethes aeneus, 2046 nucleotides. The record is from the annotation of a GenBank genome assembly. Lineage: Eukaryota; Metazoa; Arthropoda; Insecta; Coleoptera; Nitidulidae.